Plasmodium knowlesi strain H is the source of this 3525-nucleotide messenger RNA. RefSeq names its product protein MAM3, putative. The coding region runs from base 1 to 3525 and encodes 1174 amino acids. The transcript is spliced from 5 exons. The record is from RefSeq and is a predicted model, not a curated record. Lineage: Eukaryota; Apicomplexa; Aconoidasida; Haemosporida; Plasmodiidae. Gene Ontology annotation, biological process: magnesium ion homeostasis.
AUGCAGUUAUGGCUGCUUAUAACAUGUAUCGUUGUGUGUGGGAUUUUGAGUGCCCUGUUUUCAGGCCUCUCCCUCGGAAUCAUGAUGCUGGAUACGCUCCAGUUGAACCUUCUUAUCCUCGUGUCUGAAAAAGACAAGAAGGAGCUGAACAAUGCCAAGAACGCCAGGAAGAUCCUCCCGCUACGCAACAACACAAAUGAGAUCCUCGUGACAUUCAUCACUGCCAAUGUGAUGGUGAACUCUGCCUUCAGUUUGCUCCUCAGCGAACUCACCGACGGUGUUACAUCCUUUAUCAUUUCAACCCUCAUUAUUACAAUUUUCGGGGAAAUAAUUCCCCAGUCUAUUUGCUCCAAACAUGGGUUGGCUAUCGGUGGCUUUUUCGCCCCCCUCAUCCACUGCCUCAAAUUUUGCCUCUUCAUCUUUGCUAAACCGACGAGCCUUAUCCUGGACCACUUCGUGGGAAAGAACGUACUGAACACGUACAACAAGAAGCAGUUGAAGGCGCUCGUGGACAUGCACAAAAGCGCAGCGGAUAUUCUUCACGAAGACGAAGCCAAGAUUGUCGUGAGCGCCUUGGAAAUGUCUCAGUACAAGGUUAUGCACAUCAUGACAGAUAUUGACUAUGUCUUUGGGAUUGAUUACAACAGCUUUAUCAAUUACGAAACGAUAAAACGAAUUUUAAAUAGUGGCUUCUCAAGGAUACCUGUUCUGAACAGAUGUAACUCUGAAUGCGUUGUCGGCCUCAUCCAUAUCAAGGACCUCAUCAACAUAUGGUUUGGUAUAAAUAAAAUUAUCUUCGAUAACAAUUCAUUGGUCCAGUGUAGAAAAAGAAGAAACACCAACAAGCAUAAGUAUUACAAAAAGAAAUCUAGAACCGGGAUCUUUCACUUAAUUAAGUUAAAAUCAGAAAAAAUUAGAAUCGCAAAUAAAAUAUAUGCUUAUGAUGGGUCCAAGAUUCUGGGUCGUUGUGCUUCGACCACUAGAGAGGGGAAGUCAGACAAGUGUAUUAACCCUCCUCGUCGCACUAGUCACUCCUCCACUACUUGCAGCAAAGAGAAGAGGAAAAUACACGGGCCUUCACAUCCCUCCAUCGAAAAGCGAAGCGGCUAUCAUACUGACACAGCAGAUGAUGAAAACGACUGGGAUAGCACCCUGGGGAAGGAAAACGGUGCAGGUGGUGCAUACCGUGAGCAAGAUGAGGUCCACAAUAAAGUGGAACUGGUCCAUCUUAAGGGAAGUGAUGAUGAGCACCUGAGCACGGAUAGAGAAAUGCAGCCCCCUCAGGAGGAUUCCAACCCGGACGAAGUGAAAAUAAACAUCGAUCAAUGUCCCCGUCGAAGGGAACCCAAUCAUACAACACGGAAGGAACGGACAACGCGUACGAGACAAACGGAACGGAGUGGAGAUCAAGUUGGAGGAGGUGGCACUCCUAAUUCGGAUAGAAAGAAAAAAAAAAAAGUUCAGAUAAACGUGGAGGGGAACAAAGGGGACCAGCACCUCGGGUGCAGCAACUACUACAAAGGAAUAGACGAGAAAGCACAAGGACAAGGAGAAGAACUUGACGAAAUCGUUAACCCGUCUAAGCUCCGAGAUAAAAAGAGGAAGAAAAUUAAAAAGUCGUACAAGAACCCGUAUGAACAAAGAAACAGAAAUGUAAACUUCGUGGAAUUUCUGUCUGACCAGAUGAUGUUAAGUGGAGAGGAGGAGCAGGAAUCCUCUUCCUCCGAUGAGGUUGUAUUCACCGACAUUCAAAAGAGAAUAAAGUACUAUAGCAAAUUGAAUAAGGGAGGAGCAAAAGCAACAGGAAGGAGAGACAACAACUACGUCGCUACGAAAAUUCGACAGGGUAAGGCUCGCUCAGGGAAAAGCGAACAUAGGAACCCCAGCGGAAAGACCGCGCCCCCCGGUGGAGCCGCCUCCCGGGGGAAUCUACAAAAUGGGGAAAACCCUCCGAGCGCAAACACAAACAAUUCAAACGAUGCGAGCGAUGCGAGCGAUGCGAGCGAUGCGAGCGAUGCGAACGAUGCGAACGAUGCGAACGAUCCAAACGAUCCAAACGAUCCAAACGAUCCAAACGAAUCAGACAGAGGUGGAAGAGGUGGAAGAGGUAGCGCCGCGAGAAGCAGCAUCAGUGACAUCGCCUCCAACCGGGGACGAAAUAGAUACAUCUCGCAAAGCACCAUGAUAAAAGAAAACCUCAAUAAAGAAAAAAACAUGCAACACAUCUUCCUGGACAUAAAAAAUUACAUUAGAAUAACCCGAAACAAGGACAUAGAAAUCCCAGUCAAGUACAUUUUAAAACACAUCGGCAGAUAUAUCUACGGGGUAGAUUAUAACGAGAGUAUCCUCUCUCUCCUAUCCUUUUUUAAGAGUGCUAGCAAUCACAUCGUCGUGGUAAGGAAAGUUAUUUACGAUGAGAAUGCCGACCCCAAGUAUGCCCACAUUGGAAUUAUCACCCUCGAGGAUGUGAUAGAAAUUUUACUGCAAGAGGAAAUAACGGACGAGUUUGACUUCCGCAGUGUUAAAAAAGGAACAAAUAUCCCCUCGAAUUUCGUCUGGAAAAAUUCAGACGAAUCUUUGGACAAGGGGAAGAACCAUGGAGAAACACUCCAACAGGCACUCCAAGGGGAACCUCUUCCAAAGAAGUCAUUUUCGCCGACUUCGACACCUUCUCCACUUUCGCCGACUUCGACACCUUCUCCACUUUCGCCGGCAUCGUCACUGUCAUCCCUUUCGUCUCCGUCUCGGAUCUCAGCGCACCCCUCCCAGGGCGCGAAGCCAACGAGAAUACACACGUUCGCGCCAAUCUGCAAACGGGAUGUCAUCGCCUUCCUAAAGGAGAACGUCUACUUCAAGUAUAUCGACACGCAGUUAAUUACUAAAUGUAUCAAAAACAAAAAAAUAAAAACCGCACAAAAAAAUGAAUACAUACUUAAGGAAAACACCUUCUUAAACUACGCAAUCAUCUUAAUGAAUGGUCAUGUGAAAAAUAUAAAAAACGGAAGAAGCAACAUACACGAAAACAAGUGUAUCAUUGCCCUGGAGGCUCUCGGCCCAUACAACAUAAUCGAACUGUUUAACAGUACCAUUGAGAAGAGAAUAAAUGUUAUCAAAAAUUAUGAAGAAGAAAAAAAAAAAAAAAAAAAAUCGUUAUUCUUUAAAAGGAGAAGUUUCGACGACAAGAAGGAUUCCCUGCGUCACAAGUGGAGCUCCCUCUCCAAGGACAAAGGUGUCCACCCAAAAAUGGAAUACAGCACUACAGGUAGCGUUAUGGAUAGCGCUACGGGUAGCACCAUGGGUAGCCAACUCCGUACUGGCCUCUCCAAUACGAACUACAAUGUCAUUCACAAAAAUAUCAACAUUCUAUUUAAGAAGUGGUACACCCAACAUGUGUACUUUAACAAGAGCACUUGCAUCGCAGAAACCCCCUGCGAGUACAUGAUCCUUUCCAAGAACGAAUACAUGGACAUGAUAAUAGAAUGCUACAGCAACAACAAGGUGGAUGAAAUUAUUGAGGAUAGCUGA